CGGGCGAAGAUUUCUCUUGCCAAUAGAGGGCACCAGUCGGCGUGCAGAGUAACCCGCUCUUGCCGUCCCUUCCUUAAGCACUUCCUGUCUGAUCUCUAUGAUCCAUCCAGUUGCUACGUGACAAGUUCCGAAAGUUUUCAAUUUACAGUAAACAAAAGAGGCGUGCGCCGACCCGGAAGUGAAAGCUAGAACCCUGCCAGAGCAGUUCCGAGCGCCGACAGUGAGGAAGGAGGUCCGGGGAAAGUUGUAGCCAUGGCAGUUGCCGUGGCCCUGGCGGGAGCCGUAAUCGGUUCGGAGCCAGGCCCCGCGGAAGAACUUGCCAAACUCGAGUAUCUGUCUUUGGUGUCGAAGGUUUGCACUGAGCUGGACAAUCACUUGGGGAUCAACGACAAGGAUCUAGCUGAAUUUGUGAUCAGUCUUGCUGAGAAAAAUACUACCUUUGACACGUUUAAGGCUUCUCUGGUCAAAAAUGGUGCAGAAUUCACGGAUUCUCUUAUUAGUAACUUGCUGCGUCUCAUACAAACCAUGCGGCCUCCAGCAAAACCUUCUACCAGCAAAGAUCCAGUUGUUAAACCAAAAACUGAAAAGGAAAAGCUGAAGGAGCUCUUCCCAGUCCUUUGCCAACCAGACAACCCUUCUGUCCGGACCAUGCUGGACGAGGACGAUGUGAAAGUUGCUGUGGAUGUCCUGAAAGAACUGGAAGCUUUGAUGCCUAGUGCAGCAGGCCAGGAAAAGCAGAGAGAUGCUGAGCACAGGGACAGGACAAAGAAGAAGAAACGGAGUCGAAGCCGAGAUCGAGACAGAGACAGAGAUCGAGAUCGAGAUAGAGAGCGAAACCGAGAUAGAGACCAUAAGCGGAGACACCGAUCCCGCUCUCGGUCACGUUCCAGGACCCGGGAAAGGAAUAAAGGGAAGUCUAGAUAUCGGUCCAGAAGCAGAAGUCAGAGUCCCCCCAAAGACCGAAAGGACCGGGACAAAUAUGGGGAGAGAAAUAUGGACAGAUGGCGGGAUAAACAUGUGGACCGCCCUCCCCCUGAAGAGCCUGCCAUUGGGGACAUUUACAAUGGCAAAGUUACCAGCAUCAUGCAGUUUGGAUGCUUUGUGCAGCUAGAAGGACUAAGGAAGCGAUGGGAAGGCCUUGUGCACAUCUCUGAGCUCCGGCGGGAAGGCCGAGUGGCCAAUGUGGCUGAUGUGGUGAGCAAAGGCCAGAGGGUCAAAGUCAAAGUGCUAUCCUUCACUGGGACCAAGACUAGCCUGAGCAUGAAGGAUGUGGACCAAGAGACUGGAGAAGAUUUAAACCCAAAUCGACGACGAAAUCUUGUUGGGGAGACUAAUGAGGAGACCUCAAUGAGGAAUCCGGACAGACCCACUCACCUGUCCCUCGUCAGUGCCCCUGAAGUAGAGGAUGACUCACUGGAGCGCAAGCGCCUCACCCGCAUCUCUGAUCCAGAGAAGUGGGAGAUCAAACAGAUGAUUGCUGCCAAUGUUCUUUCCAAAGAAGAAUUUCCAGACUUUGAUGAAGAGACUGGCAUUCUUCCUAAGGUGGAUGAUGAAGAAGAUGAGGACCUGGAGAUCGAACUGGUUGAGGAAGAGCCCCCAUUCUUGAGAGGGCACACCAAGCAAAGCAUGGACAUGAGCCCCAUUAAAAUUGUUAAGAACCCAGAUGGCUCCCUUUCCCAAGCAGCGAUGAUGCAGAGUGCCUUAGCCAAAGAAAGGCGGGAACUCAAGCAGGCACAGCGGGAAGCUGAGAUGGAUUCUAUUCCCAUGGGACUCAACAAACACUGGGUUGAUCCUCUGCCUGAUGCGGAAGGCAGGCAGAUUGCUGCCAACAUGAGGGGCAUUGGGAUGAUGCCUAAUGACAUUCCUGAGUGGAAGAAGCAUGCCUUUGGGGGCAACAAAGCUUCUUAUGGGAAAAAGACCCAGAUGUCAAUCCUUGAGCAGAGGGAGAGCCUGCCCAUCUACAAACUGAAGGAGCAGCUAGUCCAGGCUGUCCAUGACAAUCAGAUCCUGAUUGUUAUCGGAGAGACAGGAUCUGGGAAGACAACGCAGAUCACUCAGUACCUGGCGGAGGCAGGCUACACUUCCAGGGGCAAGAUUGGGUGUACCCAGCCCAGAAGAGUGGCAGCCAUGUCGGUGGCCAAAAGAGUAUCAGAAGAGUUUGGUUGUUGCUUAGGCCAAGAGGUGGGCUACACCAUUCGAUUUGAGGACUGCACUAGUCCCGAAACAGUCAUCAAGUACAUGACAGACGGGAUGUUGCUCAGAGAGUGCCUGAUUGACCCUGACCUCACUCAGUAUGCCAUCAUCAUGUUGGACGAGGCACAUGAGAGGACAAUUCACACUGACGUGCUCUUUGGAUUGUUGAAAAAGACAGUUCAAAAACGGCAGGACAUGAAGCUGAUUGUCACCUCAGCCACCUUGGAUGCAGUGAAGUUUUCUCAGUACUUCUAUGAAGCUCCCAUCUUCACCAUCCCAGGUCGAACGUAUCCAGUGGAAAUACUGUACACAAAGGAGCCCGAGACAGAUUAUCUGGAUGCCAGCCUGAUCACUGUCAUGCAGAUCCAUUUAACGGAGCCACCAGGUGACAUCCUGGUCUUCCUGACUGGUCAGGAGGAGAUCGAUACUGCUUGCGAGAUCCUGUAUGAAAGAAUGAAAUCCCUGGGACCUGAUGUUCCAGAGUUAAUUAUCCUCCCUGUGUACUCUGCUCUUCCCAGUGAGAUGCAGACCCGAAUCUUUGACCCAGCUCCACCAGGCAGCAGAAAGGUUGUGAUUGCCACCAACAUCGCAGAGACAUCUCUGACUAUAGAUGGCAUCUACUAUGUGGUGGACCCUGGAUUUGUGAAGCAGAAAGUUUACAAUUCGAAGACAGGGAUUGACCAGCUUGUGGUGACGCCUAUUUCUCAGGCUCAGGCAAAGCAACGAGCUGGCAGAGCUGGGAGAACAGGCCCAGGGAAGUGUUACAGGCUGUACACGGAGCGUGCCUACCGAGAUGAAAUGCUGACCACCAACGUGCCAGAAAUCCAGAGAACCAACUUAGCCAGCACAGUGCUGUCACUCAAGGCCAUGGGUAUCAAUGACCUGCUGUCCUUUGAUUUCAUGGAUGCCCCACCAAUGGAAACUUUGAUCACAGCCAUGGAGCAGCUGUACACACUGGGGGCCCUGGAUGACGAGGGCCUGCUCACUCGCCUGGGCCGCAGGAUGGCAGAGUUCCCUCUGGAGCCAAUGCUUUGCAAAAUGCUCAUCAUGUCUGUGCAUCUGGGCUGCAGUGAGGAAAUGCUGACCAUCGUUUCCAUGCUGUCUGUGCAGAACGUCUUCUACAGGCCCAAGGAUAAACAAGCCCUUGCAGAUCAGAAGAAGGCCAAGUUUCACCAGACCGAGGGGGACCACCUCACCCUGCUGGCUGUGUAUAACUCCUGGAAGAACAACAAGUUCUCCAACCCAUGGUGCUAUGAGAACUUUAUCCAAGCUCGUUCCCUGCGCCGGGCCCAGGACAUUCGCAAACAGAUGUUAGGCAUAAUGGACAGACACAAGCUGGAUGUUGUUUCCUGUGGCAAGUCCACUGUCCGAGUGCAGAAGGCCAUCUGCAGUGGGUUCUUCCGUAAUGCUGCCAAGAAAGACCCGCAGGAGGGUUACCGGACACUGAUCGACCAGCAGGUGGUCUACAUCCAUCCUUCCAGUGCUCUCUUCAACAGACAGCCGGAAUGGGUGGUGUACCAUGAACUGGUGCUGACCACGAAGGAAUACAUGCGCGAAGUCACCACCAUCGACCCCCGGUGGCUUGUGGAGUUUGCCCCAGCCUUCUUCAAGGUCUCUGACCCAACCAAGCUAAGCAAGCAGAAAAAGCAGCAGCGGCUUGAACCCUUGUACAACCGCUAUGAAGAGCCCAAUGCCUGGAGAAUAUCCCGGGCCUUCCGGCGGCGCUGAAAGGCAAGCUCAUCCUCUGCCUCCCUGCAGCAGCAGCCUAGGCUUGGACUUGCUAUCAUCGAUGAAAAGCUCUUCAGCUGUCUUUUGGCCAAAUAUCUCAACUGGAUGUUUUCUAAACUUGACUCAUUCCUUCCCUGAUUGUAAAUUGACCCAGGGAUUUAAGCCUGGCUUUGGCCAGAGCCUCCAGCCUCCACCACUUCAAGUCCUGGGACCAGUUGGGAGCUCAUAGCUAACACGGAGACACACUGCAUCAUCUUUAAGAAAGGGGCAACUUGUGCAGCCCUGGGAUAGGAAGGGGAGUUUGAGCACCUGGCACAGGGACACACAGUGAGGGCCCUGGUGCCCCCUCUCCAACCCCUGUAUUUCAGCUUAACUCCCUGGAAAUAUUUAUUUUCUUAAGGAAACAAAAAGGAUGGUUUUCUGUGACUGUUUCUUUUAGCUGAAAGGUUGGGAUGUUGGCCUGGGCUCAGUCAGGGUGAGGGAGAUUUAGUAUCUGUGGCUUUGGUGCACCUGACAGAGAAUCCCCUGAAUGCCCUGAAACCAGGGCCCAGGGCCUCUUUGGGCUCGGACAUGACGCACCACCCAGACCUCCAGCCUCGCCUCACAGCAUCCAAGCUAGCCCAGCACCCCGGAGGACCACUGUGUGACUGACCACAUCCACUCCACAGAGCGCUUCUGUCUGGGCUCCUAAGUGGUUACAGAUGCCACAUAUUGAAUACAGAAGGCUUAGCCCUCGCUGCCUCCUGCCACUCGCACAAUGUGCAGUGUGCUCCACUUCCUCUUGAAACAUGCUAAGCAAUGACACUUGUAUUUUAUUUUGUUUUUAUCCCCUACCCCCAGGUGCUCAAUGGGCUUUAACAAAGGAAUUUUAUGGUCAAGGCCUCCCUCCCCCAACCCCAAGCAGAAAAAUAACAUAACACCCCUAACGAGCUUGUGCUACCCAGUGAGCCUGUGAGCUUGUGCUACCCAGUGUCUGUGCUCCAGGGCUUGUUCUUAGUGGUUUCUUCCUAGCACUUCCAUGGGGAAUCGCCACCUCAUGGUGGCCCCCUCACAGCUCCCCAGGAGGCUCUUUACCUGGAGGAACAUGAGGCAGGUCCUGCCAGGCCAGGUUGCGGAACUUCUGGAAAGCUGGAUGUGGAUCGCAUAGGGAAGCCCCUGGGAGAUGGGCACAUCCUGCUACUGUGCCACCCCCACUGCCUCCUCCCACCCCCACAUUGGUAAGUUCUGAGAUUAAGUAGAUACUGGAACUGCUAUGACAGAUGCUAAAAGAGACUAUGUGACAUUCUUGGAUAUAGCGGGAUGUGGUUUGUUACUGGGUAGCAAAUAAACCAUAGUAAAGACAAAAUUCAGAAAGAAUCCAAGGGGGAGGAAUAUAGGCCAGGGAGCGUGCUGACUGCAGUUCCUGCCCCUUCAGUAAGGGAGUGAGUGUCCCCAGUUCCAUUGGAGUGUGGCCUUAGUGAGCCCAGGCUGGUAGUCAAAGUACCAGGACAUUGUUGUGUGUUAAACCUGAACGCUUUGUGGGGAGAUACAGUGGGGCGACCGACAGGUGAAACCAAAAGGCAACUCCCCAGUCUUAUUUCCAGCCUGGGUCUUCUCCAUUCAGAACAAAUUCCUGGGCAUGGCGGCCCAGCCCCUCCCAACUGAGUGCCUGGCACUGACCGUGUUGGCACCCGAGGAGGAAGGUUUGGGAUUUAAGCUGAGGUUGAAAAGGUGUUUAACAGGCCAAGGGGGAGGGAUGGCAGGCUUCUUUCUGGCUUCAGUGUUCUUUCUGGCUUCAGUGAGGAAAAAGAAGGAUCCCAACUCUGUGGGUGUUCCUUGACCAUCUCUACCCUGGAGCUGGGGUCACUUGUGUGCUGUGACAACACAGCUGGGGCCAACCUUUUGACUGUCCAUCAGGAAAGCAGUGUCUUGGCAAGGGAGCCACGCCUGAUCUGAGGGAGAAGGGGGCUCCUCCCCAGAUUUGGGAGGGGAGCUCGCCUACUGCUCUCGCACAAUGGGGCCCUUCUUUCUCUUCCUUGAACCAGUGUUUCCUGAGAUUGAGUGACAGGAUGUGGGUCUCAUGCAGAGAGCUGGAAUCUUCUUGGCCAUUAAAGUAUACUGUUCACCCCAACCCAGCAGGAGCCGAGCUCAGGCAUUGCCUGCCUGCCCCCGCACGUGUGCUGAGUCUGUGUGUUUGUGCGAGUGGGGAACCGUCCCCCUGGGGUGCUGGUAAGCUCUGCUGCUGAGUCAGGCUGCUUGGGCCAGGUUUGCUUCAUCCAGUCUAGAGCAUGGUUUGGUUUUGGCUGUCCCUCCUGCAGUCCAAAGAAUUUCCUCCCCGUGGUUGCUGUAGCUGUCUCAUUGGAGCAGUGCCCCUCCAAGUUUGAGGAUUUGAACAAAGAGCUGUUAGGAAUGGCUUGUUAAUGAACAGUUCAGAGGGCAGAGGCAAACAUCUCAGCCUGGGGAAACCCUACCUGGGACACUACUUCUCAUCCAACUCCGUUUUUUUCCAAGUGUGCAUUCUCAGCCCUCUGAGUUUUACACCUUCUUCCCACCAUGAUAGCCUGGCUUUAAUGUGAAAUUAAAUGGUACAUUUUUUAAAACUUG
Molecule: messenger RNA, 6504 nt
Organism: Microcebus murinus (gray mouse lemur)
Lineage: Eukaryota; Metazoa; Chordata; Mammalia; Primates; Cheirogaleidae
Gene: DHX8
Product: DEAH-box helicase 8
Biological process (GO): mRNA splicing, via spliceosome; spliceosomal complex disassembly
Cellular component (GO): intracellular anatomical structure; catalytic step 2 spliceosome
Molecular function (GO): RNA binding; RNA helicase activity; ATP binding
Source: RefSeq, a predicted model, not a curated record